Molecule: messenger RNA, 1200 nt
Organism: Dioszegia hungarica
Lineage: Eukaryota; Fungi; Basidiomycota; Tremellomycetes; Tremellales; Bulleribasidiaceae
Exons: 3
Coding region: 1-1200 (399 amino acids)
Source: RefSeq, a predicted model, not a curated record
AUGCCUACCCCGUCGCUGGACAUGGGCGAGUACAAUUCAGGUCAACGAUUGCUGGUACGCUACAGCCCUCGAGCCACCGGUGCCGAUGCAGACUCCGUCCCUGAGGCUGAUCUCGAGCUCGAGAUCAUCCACGCCUAUCAACCCUUCUCGCUCUCGGUCAUCUGCAAGGUCGUCAUCCACCCCAUCGCCCCGACGUCCUCUCUGCCUCCCGGGCUUCCCUCAACCUGCAUCAUGAAGCUCUUCGACCGGCGGUACGAGCACAAUACACGCAAUUACUACGGGGAGGCCGCACACCAGCGGUAUCUGGCGGAGACGACCCGGGAGAAGCCCAGGAGCAUCUGGAUCACUCGGCGUGCACGCAAGAGGGACGGGGAAUAUGAGGCGAAGAUCGAGGAGGGAUGCAGGAGGAUGAUGAGGAACGAGAUGCGAGCGUAUGAGGAGAUGCGCGAGCUGCAGGGGACGCACAUCCCCUCGCUAUACGGGACCAUCCGGUACACCUCACCGGUACCUCCUCCCUCCGAUACGGGCGAGCUUUCGGACUAUCGCUACACCGCACACGGUCGCAUCCUGGAGCACAUUCCAUCUUCUACGCUCCGUCGAUACCUCGAGGCAGCUAUGCGGAACGAACCGCCAUUAUACGACAACAUCCGACUUGUCUGCGACCAGGCAAUGGCGCUCGUGCAUCAGAUCGACGGACUCAACGUGCUCAAUCGGGAUGCGAGACUGGAGAAUGUAUUGGUGUCUGCAGUUUCCAAGGAUGACUCCAAGACCUUCUACUCUUCCCCCUUUCCGCUGCAACCUCACACCGCCUUUCGCUGCACUGCCAUCGACUUCGCCUGCACCCGACUCCGGUACCAUGACGAGACGGACGAGGAGUGGCGACGGGCCAAGGAGAAGCUGGAUGAGGAAGGGGCGAUCGGCUGCGUGAUACGUGUGACGUUGCGCAACGAGGGCAAGCUCAGGGAUGAUCCGGUGGAUGGGGAGAGGAUCUGGACCUACGUUCCAAGCAGGAGAUGGCAUCAGACACUCAGCAAGGAGGAGUACGAGGUCUACUGCGAAGACGACGAAUGGGGCCUGUAUGCGGGCAAGUUGGCUGAGGAGGACAGGAGUGUGGGUGGGGACGCUUCAGACGAGUCAGAUGAGAUGGAUGAGGGCGGCAGAGAGGGAGGCGAGACUUUAGAGGCUCGCACAAAGGCGUAG